AUGAAACUCAUUCAUGUUAUCAUAUGGGGAAUACCAGGAGUAAUUACCUUGACGGCAUAUUUCUAUGACAAGCUUGGUAAUGGUACUUACUCCAUAAAUGGCGGUAGACGAUUUAACAGAAACGUUCUUCAGUGGAACCAAAUCAGUAAUGAAUUGAGACGAGAAGAUGAAAUAUACUGUAUCAGCUGUCUUAUCAUUUACUGUCUACGAUUGUGGGGAAUUAUAAGAUUGAUUCUGGGAUUCGUUAGAAAAUAUAAAACGUUUCACAACAACUGGUAUGACCAUGUCAUAAAACAAGCUUUAUUAUAUCUACAUUCAUAUGGAGAUAGUGCGCAGGCGUUUUGGAAUUUUAUUCUUUUCUGUGUAUGUGACAAAACCGUUCGCUCACGUGCCAAAAGAUAG
Mytilus californianus (California mussel) is the source of this 402-nucleotide messenger RNA. RefSeq lists its product as uncharacterized. Lineage: Eukaryota; Metazoa; Mollusca; Bivalvia; Mytilida; Mytilidae. The coding region runs from base 1 to 402 and encodes 133 amino acids. The transcript is spliced from 4 exons. The record is from RefSeq and is a predicted model, not a curated record.